This is a messenger RNA of Camponotus floridanus (Florida carpenter ant), 1953 nucleotides long. RefSeq lists its product as uncharacterized. The coding region runs from base 1 to 1953 and encodes 650 amino acids. Lineage: Eukaryota; Metazoa; Arthropoda; Insecta; Hymenoptera; Formicidae. The transcript has 3 exons. Gene Ontology annotation, biological process: DNA integration; DNA recombination. The record is from RefSeq and is a predicted model, not a curated record. Gene Ontology annotation, molecular function: DNA binding.
AUGGAAGACGAAGAUGAAGUAAGUCGUACUGGUUCAAUCAGUGAAUCAAAUGAUUCAUCUUAUAGACCUGAUUCAGAUACUUCUGAAAACAGUAAUGUAGAAGAUAAAAAUAAUUCGAAAACUUCGAUGAUAGACAAAAAUCAAGAUUUACAAAUUUCUAAAACAUCACAUAAUACAACUCUAGAAAGGUCACUUUCUCCUAGACAUGCGCCAGAUGACACAAAUAUGUUUGUAAAAACUGUUGAAACUGGAAAUAAGAAAGAUUUUUGUGUUUAUUGCCACACGGAACAAUCCAAACUGAGUCGUCAUCUCAGUAGAAAACACAGCAAUGUAAAAGAAGUAAAGGAUAUCUUAAAUAUUCCUAGGGGACAACCAGAGCGUAGAAUCUUAUUUAACAAAAUUCGUAAAAAUGGACAUUAUCUUUUUAAUACUAAUUCAGAUGUCAAUACAGGUGAAUUAAAAGUUAUGCGACGUCCUAAUGUUAAAUAUAAUAAAAAUGCUAGUGAUUUUUCUAUAUGCCCUCAAUGCAAGGGUAACUAUUCCAAAUCAGCUCUUCGACAUCAUUAUAGAAGAUGCAAUAAACGAAAUUCUACAUACAAUAGAACUAUAUUAUCCAAAUCAAGGAAAAUUACUGGUCGAAUUCAUGAAUCUGCGUGUAAAAUUCUCCGGGAACGCGUUUUUCCAACAUUGAGAGAUGACGAUGUUACAAGAAUUAUAAGAUAUGAUGAAUUGGCUAUUAAUUUUGCAAAUAAACUAUGUGAAAAAUUUCAAGAUCCUCACUUUUAUGACAUGAUACGACAAAAAUUGCGUCUGAUUGGUCGUCUCUUUCUUGAAAUAAAGAAUCAAAAUGAUAAAAUCGAUGAUCUCUUUACAAUUUUUGUACCAGACAAUUAUGAUAACUGUCUCAGAGCUGUUAGAACUUUAGCAGGUUUAAAUGAGUUAGGAACUGGCUUUAAAACCCCGUCAGUAGCAACAUCUUUGGGUACUUUACUAAAACAACUUUGCAAGCGAUGCAUUACCGUAAUGAUAAAGAGAUGCGAUAAAGAAAAACGAAAACUUGCAGAACAAUUUUUAAAUCUAUUAGUAGAAGAUUAUUCAUCUUCUAUUGCUCGAACAGCUGUUGAAACACUGCAUCAGAAAAAAAGAUACUCCAAAAAAUUACUACCAUCUCAAGAUGAUAUUAAGAAAUUAGAAACUUAUUUAAAUGAUACACUAAAAACAGCUUCCGACUCAUUAAAGCAAACAUUUUCUUUAAAUACUUGGAAAACGUUGGCAGAAUGUUGUUUGCUGUCUAUCCAGUUAUUUAACCGACGUAGAUCUGGAGAAAUCGAACGUGCUUUAAUUGAAGAUUUUCAGAAUUAUGAAUCAGUGAAUGAAAAUACAGUAGGUACGUCUUACCUAUCGCUUAGCAAUGAAGAAAAGAAAGCAGCACAAAAAUAUGUUCGAUUCACUAUGAGAGGGAAAUUAGGCCGCACUGUACCGGUUUUACUUCAUAGGCAAAUGUUAGAACAUUUACAAUUACUUCUAAGUCAUCGUGAAACUGCAAAAGUUCAUCUAAAAAAUCCAUACCUUUUCGGAAUACCUGGCAUAUUAAAGGGAGAUUAUCGUUACUUAAGAGCAUGUGAGCUUAUGAGAAAAUAUUCACAGGAAUGUGGAGCUUCAAAUCCAAAUACAUUGCGAGGAACUAAUUUAAGAAAGCACAUAGCUACUAUGUGCACUAAUUUAAAUUUAAGAGAUCAUGAAGUUUCUGAUUUGGCUAAUUUUAUGGGUCAUGCGGAUAAAGUACACAAAGAACAUUAUCGGCAGCCUAUUUUAAGUAGAGAAAUAUUCCAAGUGUCUAAAUUAUUAGAGAUUGUACAUGGAAAAGACAAUGAUGAAGAAGCAGAGGAAAUUGAUAUAGAGCAAAAUAAUUUUCAUCAAAGUAUAUCGUCGCAAGAUAGUAAUUCUAUAUAA